AUGCGGCCGUCUGGGUUCCUGGCGGUCCUUUCCACCGCCCUCGUUGGCUAUGCCGCCGCGAAAGACGCUCCUGUUGUCAUUGACAAUCCUCAAGGCGUCGAGUUCAAGGCCAGUCUGCCCAAGAAGCCCUUUUUCGCCGGCGCUGCGCUGGUGGGCAAUGUCAAGGGAUCGGUCUCUGCUACGGCUGGUCCUGCUGGCAAGGGCGUCCGGUUCAGAGUCCAGUUUGAAAACUUGCCCAAGACGGGCGGUCCUUUUUUGUACCACAUCCACGAGGAGCCGGCCGUCAAUGGCAACUGUACCUCAACACUGGCCCAUCUGGACCCGUACCAUCGCGGCGAGACACCUGCCUGCAAUGCUUCCGAGCCCCAGACGUGCCAGGUCGGUGAUCUGAGCGGAAAGUACGGCAAAAUCACGUCGGAUCCCUUCGUGGCCGAGUACUUUGACCUCUACACGUCUCUCCAGCCCGGCAGCCCAGCCUUCUUCGGCAACCGAUCAAUCGUGAUCCAUUACGCAAACAAGACGCGGCUGACGUGCGCCAACUUUGCCAAGCUGCCGGUGCCCGCCGCAACG
Trichoderma reesei QM6a is the source of this 570-nucleotide messenger RNA. RefSeq lists its product as uncharacterized. Gene Ontology annotation, molecular function: metal ion binding. The annotation marks the transcript as partial. Gene Ontology annotation, biological process: superoxide metabolic process. Lineage: Eukaryota; Fungi; Ascomycota; Sordariomycetes; Hypocreales; Hypocreaceae. The transcript has 2 exons. The record is from RefSeq and is a predicted model, not a curated record.